Messenger RNA from Cladophialophora yegresii CBS 114405, 1614 nucleotides. Its product is annotated as serine/threonine-protein phosphatase 2B catalytic subunit. Gene Ontology annotation, biological process: calcineurin-mediated signaling; fungal-type cell wall organization. The coding region runs from base 1 to 1614 and encodes 537 amino acids. NCBI's taxonomy places the organism in Eukaryota, Fungi, Ascomycota, Eurotiomycetes, Chaetothyriales, Herpotrichiellaceae. The record is from RefSeq and is a predicted model, not a curated record. The transcript has 4 exons. Gene Ontology annotation, molecular function: calmodulin-dependent protein phosphatase activity; calmodulin binding. Gene Ontology annotation, cellular component: cytoplasm; calcineurin complex.
AUGGAUGGCGCGUUACACAGGGCGGUGGUGGACAAGAAGCCUGUCCCGGAGAUAGAUUUCACCCUGCAUAUCAUGGAGGAUGGCUCUCAAGUGAGCACCCAGGAGCGAGUAUGCAAAGAUGUUCAGGCCCCUGCCAUGCAACCUCCUACAAAUGAACAAUUCUGGUCAUCAGUGGACCGGUCCAAACCGAACCUAUCCUUCUUGAAACAACAUUUCUAUAGGGAGGGUCGUUUAACUGAGGAGCAAGCACUAUGGAUUAUCCACGAGGGCACCAAAAUCCUGAAGGCGGAGCCCAACCUGUUGGAAAUGGACGCCCCGAUUACGGUUUGCGGUGACGUUCAUGGACAAUACUUCGACUUGAUGAAGCUGUUUGAGGUGGGCGGAGACCCUGCUGAGACCAGAUAUCUGUUCUUGGGUGAUUAUGUGGACCGAGGAUACUUCAGCAUCGAGUGCGUUCUGUACCUAUGGUCCCUCAAGAUAUGGUAUCCCAACACCUUGUGGCUUCUUCGUGGGAAUCAUGAGUGUCGGCACCUGACAGACUAUUUCACAUUCAAGCUCGAGUGCAAGCACAAAUACUCGGAAAAGAUCUACGAUGCGUGCAUGGAGUCUUUCUGCGCGUUGCCUUUGGCCGCCGUUAUGAACAAGCAAUUCUUGUGCAUACAUGGUGGUCUAAGUCCGGAGCUGCACACUCUGGAGGACAUCAAAAUUAUUGACCGCUUCCGCGAGCCUCCCACCCACGGCCUCAUGUGCGAUAUUCUCUGGGCAGAUCCUCUGGAGGAAUUCGGCCAGGAAAAGACGGGCGAGUACUUCGUGCACAACCAUGUGAGAGGCUGCUCAUACUUCUUCUCGUACCCUGCCGCCUGCAAUUUCCUAGAGAAGAACAACCUACUCUCCAUCAUCCGCGCACACGAGGCGCAAGAUGCCGGCUACCGCAUGUAUCGUAAGACCCGCACUACAGGCUUCCCCAGCGUCAUGACCAUAUUCAGCGCACCGAAUUACCUCGAUGUUUACAACAACAAGGCCGCCGUCCUUAAGUACGAGAACAAUGUUAUGAACAUCCGACAAUUCAAUUGUACCCCUCAUCCAUAUUGGCUGCCGAAUUUCAUGGAUGUCUUCACCUGGUCUUUGCCUUUCGUCGGCGAGAAGAUCACAGACAUGCUCAUUGCCAUUCUCAACACCUGCUCCAAAGAAGAAUUGGAGGAUGACACCACGAGCUCCAACAUGGGCCCCGAAACUCCUCCGUUUGGGGCAGAUCCGGAAUCCACAGAAGCCAAAAGACGAGCGAUCAAGAACAAGAUCCUUGCUAUUGGCCGUCUGUCGAGAGUGUUCCAGGUCUUGCGUGAGGAAUCCGAACGUGUGACUGAGCUGAAGACGCAGGCUGGUGGCCGCUUGCCGGCGGGUACGCUCAUGCUGGGCGCAGAAGGUAUCAAGCAGGCCAUCCACAACUUCGAGGACGCGCGUAAAGUCGACCUUCAGAAUGAACGUCUGCCGCCAUCGCCUGAGGAGAUCGAGAAGCGGAGUGCCGAGGACAGGCGCGCUGCGUUGGAAAGAGCUGCUACCGAAGCAGAGAACGACGCCAAUCUGCAGGGCGUCGCCAGAAGGAUUAGCUUGUGA